AUGGAGAGGCUUGACUGCACGGAACGAAAGCUGCUUAAACGGCUACUUGGCUACUUUUGGCCUAGGGUAUGUCACAAUGAAGAUCUUUACGCAGAAACUGAUGUGGUAUACCGGCGGAUGACACGUGGAAAACAUCAACACCUUGCACUGCCAUCGAAAGUGGCUAAAGUAAAUCGUCUUCGCUUCUUUGGUCAUAUAUUAAGGAGACCGGCAGAUCGCCUUGUUCAACGAGUUCUGAGGAGUUCGUCGGGUUCGAGCUGGAAGAAGCCACCUGGCCGAAAACGGAAGUUCUGGACUGAGGCGGUGAAAGAGGACCUGAGGACACUCGGCGUGGAUAGGUAG
This is a messenger RNA of Necator americanus (New World hookworm), 342 nucleotides long. RefSeq lists its product as uncharacterized. NCBI's taxonomy places the organism in Eukaryota, Metazoa, Nematoda, Chromadorea, Rhabditida, Ancylostomatidae. Bases 1 to 342 code for a protein of 113 amino acids. The record is from RefSeq and is a predicted model, not a curated record. The transcript has a single exon.